Messenger RNA from Drosophila bipectinata, 2289 nucleotides. RefSeq names its product Cysteine string protein (gene Csp). Gene Ontology annotation, biological process: regulation of neuromuscular synaptic transmission. Gene Ontology annotation, cellular component: type Is terminal bouton. The record is from RefSeq and is a predicted model, not a curated record. NCBI's taxonomy places the organism in Eukaryota, Metazoa, Arthropoda, Insecta, Diptera, Drosophilidae.
GAACUUGAAGACGGUCACUCUACAAAAAACUAAGAAGGCAACGGCGGCAGUAAAGCAAUUUGCAAUAGAAAAAAUAAAAAUAUAAAACACGUCGGAGAGAGUGGUGCUUGGCUGACGGUCCAGGGCGUGUGACAGCGAGUGCAAGUGAUAAAUUCAUUGACAGCCGCAAAGACACCGAGUAAUAAAAUCACAAUGAGUGCACCUGGCAUGGAUAAGAGGAAACUCUCCACAUCUGGCGAUUCACUUUACGAAAUCCUGGGACUUCCUAAAACAGCCACCGGAGACGAUAUCAAAAAGACGUACCGAAAACUCGCACUUAAAUACCACCCAGACAAGAACCCCGACAAUGUUGAUGCUGCCGAUAAGUUCAAGGAGGUGAACCGAGCGCAUUCGAUAUUGAGCGAUCAGACUAAGCGUAACAUAUAUGACAACUAUGGAUCCCUUGGCCUGUACAUUGCUGAGCAGUUUGGCGAGGAGAACGUUAACGCGUACUUUGUGGUAACGUCGCCGGCAGUUAAGGCAUUGUUCUUCUGCUGCGCCAUAGUAACUGGAUGCUGCUGUUGCUGCUGUUGUUGCUGCUGCUGCAACUUCUGUUGCGGCAAGUUCAAGCCGCCAGUAAACGAGUCGCACGACCAGUAUGCACAUCUGAAUCGCCCCGAUGGCAAUCGAGAGGCCAGCGAUCUGCCACCACACCUGGGACAAACGCCACGUCUUGAGGACGUUGAUCUGGAUGACGUGAAUCUUGGAUCGGGAGGCGCCCCUGUUACAUCACAGCCGCGGGAGCAGGCCGGUGGACAGCCUGUCUUCGCCAUGCCGCCCCCCAGUGGAGCAGCCGUGGGCGUCAACCCCUUCACCGGCGCACCUGUGGCCGCCAACGAGAACACAUCGCUAAACACCACGGAGCAGACCACCUACACACCAGACAUGGUCAAUCAGAAAUAUUAGCCAAGUGCAGCGCUUGAUUCAAGUCCCAAGUGCAUGCGUAUGUAACGAUACCGAUACUGACACAGACAUAAACAAAAACAAUUAAGUUGAAGCUAAAUGAAAAACCAGAUUAAUUUAUAAAUAGAUUUGUUUUAAGGAUGAGCGAUAUGUUGAAGCGAGAUAACAUAUAAAUCAUUGUAUUUAUAGUAAGAGAUAGCUCUUAGCUUUAAUUUUAAACAGUCUUACCACGGCGCUUGCAACUGGUGCAGGCGGUAGUCAGGUUGAUCUUGGUCCACCCCUCAUAAUCGUUUCCACUAUUCCAUGGCUAGAGGCUGCUACUCAGCAAAACCGACUAAAAUCGAGGGCCAAAGUGCGGCUUACCAUACAUAAUAUAUCACCAACACCGAUCAACUGUAUCAAACACACGAUUGUGGCUUUUUUAAAUUGUUAAUCAUCAGACAUUUGCUUGGGAAACGGUCACUUGGGUUGACGUGGAUAGGAGUAGGACACUCCCUCCUGUGGAAUCGCCUAAUACAAGAAGCACUGUAUGUUAAUUAUGUUAUGUAUAUGAUGGGUGUACCUAGCUCGCAUUUGUGUCAUCGUCUGUCUAGUGUAGCUGGAUCAUACGCCAAGUCCAUUGUCACCUAUUGUUUCUGUUAGUUUGCAAUUAAUUGUUACAGCAAGAGCCCUGUCAUGUAAAGAAUUAUUAAGCGGCGCUUCGAGCUGAUUGUUCCGAUCCGAUCCUAAUGCAAAUGUAAAUAAGUCAGGUUAAACAAUAAAGCAUUAUAAACUGAAAAAGGACUCCCAAAGUGGAGGGGCACGAUACAAAUAACUAGAAUUGAAAACCAAUUAAACGUAUUAUAAUAUUCCCCCAUUUAUGUAUUCAAUCGUAUAUAUAUAUAAAUCUUAAAUACGAGUAUUCAAAGUUCAAUUGUAACCCGUAAAUAUAGCACGUACACGUACAUAUAUUCCAACUUUGUUUCUAAAUUAAACUUUUUUUGUUUGGUAAAUGGUUAGCCCGCUUUGAAAUGUAAAUGAAUGCGAAUAGUCCAGCUGUAUUAAAUUUUAUAUUCCUAAUACUACUCAUUUUAUUCGUAAUUAUAAAUUUUUGCCUGGCGGGGCUGUGGAUGUCUUGUCCAGGGCUCGGUUUAGUCGCCCGUUUCGAUCAACUGAAUAAUCUUGAAUAAACCAAAUUCAAUUAAUAGUAUUUACGAUUUCCGGAUUGCGUGUAUAUUUAUUGUUCAUACAAGUCAAGAUUAAAGCUACUAAGAGUAAUCUACAUACAAAAAUUUAAAAUUGUUUCCGAAUUGCGAUUGUACUCUGGUAAACACGAAGAACUCGAGAUCAAUAAAUUGACCAUACGAA